AUGGGUCCUGGAAUCUUGACACGAACUCUGCUCAAUACAGGUGUUAAAGUGGUAGCUCUAGAAAGUAACUCAGCUUUUCUUCCAAACUUACAGUCUCUAGAGAAUAGCCUGGACGGACAAUUAAAAGUAAUUUAUUGUGACUUCUUCAAACUGGAUCCUUUGGCGACUGGAGCAGUGAGACCACCUGCUAUGCACUCUGACAAACUUUUUGAAACCAUCGGUGUAGCAGCAGUUCCUUGGAGGGCAGAUGCACCUGUGAAAGUUUUUGGAAUCUUACCACAAAAAAAGGAAAGGACCAAUCUUUGGAAGCUUCUUUUUGCCCUGUAUGAAUGCAAUUCAAUAUACAGAUAUGGAAGAGUAGAACUCAACAUCUUUGUGAGUGAAAGAGAGUACAAGGUGUUAACAGCAAAGCCUGGGGAACCGAGGGCUUACCAGGCCCUUGCUGUAAUUGCGCAAGUAGGAUGUGAAAUUCAGCUACUGCACAUGGAACCUUGGUCAUCAUUUUUAACUAAUUUGAAAACCGGGGGACUGGCAGUACCAAAAAGCGCGUGGCUUCCAAAUGACCAUUUGUGUUUGAUACGACUGACUCCUCGGCAAAAUCUGUUUACAGAAGGCUUGAAGCCCACAGAUGCAUCUGCCUUUAUUUUCAUGGUGAAACAGUGUCUUGCUAGACCUAAGUCUAGGCUUAUUGAUAAAUUAAAUUCAUGGAGCUUGGAUGAUGUUGACGAAUUACUGAGAGAACUAGAAAUUCCAAAAAAUGCUCUAACGCGUAACUUAUACCCGGAAGACUACAAGCGUCUUUUUGAGGCUUUGCAAAACUCUAGUAUGUUUACUGAAACCUGGCUCCAUGAUGAAGUCUUGGAAUGUCUAAAGAACAUAAACUUAUAA
Apaloderma vittatum (bar-tailed trogon) is the source of this 888-nucleotide messenger RNA. It is a transcript of the gene TFB2M, whose product is annotated as transcription factor B2, mitochondrial. NCBI's taxonomy places the organism in Eukaryota, Metazoa, Chordata, Aves, Trogoniformes, Trogonidae. The transcript is spliced from 8 exons. The record is from RefSeq and is a predicted model, not a curated record. Gene Ontology annotation, molecular function: rRNA (adenine-N6,N6-)-dimethyltransferase activity; mitochondrial transcription factor activity. Gene Ontology annotation, cellular component: mitochondrial matrix. Gene Ontology annotation, biological process: transcription initiation at mitochondrial promoter; rRNA methylation. The coding region runs from base 1 to 888 and encodes 295 amino acids.